CCCACAUUUGUCACAACACAAAAAUCCAAUCUUUAGCCACCUUUUUCUGAGCACCGUUUCGAAAUCCCAGAUACACCCUCACACUCUCCUCCUUUCCUCAGUCAGUUACUCCGUAAUUUCCUCCAACUUGAGUGGCAAGUCACUACCCCUCUUUCAAAUACUCUCCCACCACACCACAGGCCCUCACCACAAACCCCUCCAGAACUCUUACCAUUUUCCGAAUUCCCCAAUCGCCAAUCCCUACUUUCAAGCUCUCCUCCUUUCUUACCCCGAUUUUUGAUCCCAAAAAAGAAAAAAUUACCCAGAAAAAGCUCCAAGUUUUGCAAAAAUGGAGGACUACAUGCGCGGCUGCACGCGGAAGCUGGCGCUCUGGUACACCCGGACCUUCAAGCCCAUCAUGACCCACGACGAGCUCGAGCCGAUCAUGGCGACCCUCGGGUUCGUGGGGCUUCCCCCGUCUUCGUCGUCGUCGGCUGCGACGAAGGAGUACGUGUUCUCUGCAGCCGGAGGGUGGCGGAGCAAGUGGGCUCCCCCGACGGAGGUGCCGCUGCCGAGGCCGAGGCUGCCGUACCCGAGAAUCGAUGGGCUUCACAUCUAUACGUACCGGGCGUUUAUUGACGCCGUUAACUGUUCCCUCGAGAUGAGCGACAUCUCCGAUCUCUUCCAUGUAAGAGGCAUGCCUCUCCAUGAUCUCCAUCGAAUUAGCGACAGAAACCGCAAGUGGCGCAAAAUGGAAGAAGACGACAGUGUGUUUGUUUACAGAGAAGGGACACUGGAUCAAGCAACAUUCAACCUUUAUCACUCUACUAAUAAGAACAUCAGCAACAGCACCGCCAGUAAUAGCGGCAGCAGCGUUACCACCAAUAAUUCUAUUGUCAUUCGGGAGAAGGGGAACAAUACCCCUGUCAGCUGCAUUGUUCCGUUGAAAGAUAUCAUAGUGUGAGCCUCUUACUCCAUCAACAUCAAGGUUGUAACUUGGGAAGAACGUAAACGCAGAAAACCUCACAGUGAUAUUCAUUUUAUAAACCCUAAAGUUUUCCUCCCA
Messenger RNA from Malus domestica (apple), 1045 nucleotides. RefSeq lists its product as uncharacterized. Lineage: Eukaryota; Viridiplantae; Streptophyta; Magnoliopsida; Rosales; Rosaceae. The record is from RefSeq and is a predicted model, not a curated record.